AUAUCGUUAAAUGUCACAACUUACAAUCUUGACAGCUAUGUUUUUAUUUUUCUUUUGAUUGAAAAUUACAAAUUUAAUAGAAAAAUGUUGCAGAGAUUGUUUUGUAAAAGUUUCAGUGUAAAAAAUUGUGGAAGUCAGAAAAAACUACUGUUUAAGAUACCAUUUCAUAACCAUUCCUGUGAACAAUGUCGAUUCAGGUUAUAUUCUAGUCACAAAUUUACAGCGUUACAAAAUAAUUAUGAGAGGACUUUAUUUUGUGAAAAGAAUUUAUUUUUUGUGAGAACUAGAACCUAUACUAGCCAAAUUGAUGCACAAAAGAAGAAUGACCAUAUAGAAACCUUAAAGGAUAAAACCCAAAUAGCCACCUCGAAAAAGAUAAACGUAAAAUUAAAGACAUCUGAAUUAAAACGUUUACUUUCUUUGGCGGAACCUGAGAAAUGGACUCUUACUGGUGCUAUUGGUUUUUUAAUAAUUUCUUCAAGUGUAACAAUGGCAGUGCCAUUUUCAUUAGGAAUGGUAUUAGAUAUCAUUUACAGUGGUACAAAUGAUUUAGUGGCAGCCAGGGAAAAGCUAGACGAAUUAUGUCUAUAUUUGUGCGGUGUAUUUUUGGUUGGAGGACUUUGCAACUUUGGCAGAGUUUACUUGAUGUCAAUAUCGGGUCAGAGAAUGACGCAAGCUUUACGUAAACAAGUAUUCGGGUCUAUAAUGAAACAGGAACCUGCUUGGUUUGGAAAUACUUCUACCGGCGAGCUUGUUAAUAGAUUGUCAGCUGAUACCCAAUUGGUAGGACGAAAUCUUAGCUCAAAUGUUAGCGAUGGUCUGAGGUCAUUGUUUAUGGUCGGAGCAGGUACAGGAAUGAUGUUCUACAUGUCCCCAUCAUUGGCCUUGAUAGGGUUGUGUGUGGUUCCUCCUGUUUCGAUGUUGGCAGUGAUAUAUGGACGAUUUGUGAGGGGCAUUACAAGGCAAUUACAGGAUGCUCUAGCAGAAACUAGCGAGUUGGCAGAAGAAAAAAUAUCAAAUAUAAAGACUGUUAAGUCUUUUAGCAAGGAACAAAAAGAAUAUAACUCUUAUGCACAAAGAAUUGAAUCAUUAUUGAAACUGGCUUAUAAGGAGUCACUUGCUGUUGGCAGUUUUUAUGGUUUGACUGGUCUUGCAGGGAACACAAUUAUUAUACUAGUUUUGUACUAUGGAGGUGGCAUGGUUGCUACGGAACAGUUGACAGUUGGCAACCUAACUUCUUUUCUACUAUAUGCAGCCUAUGUUGGUAUAAGUAUUGGAGGUUUGAGUAGUUUCUAUACGGAACUCAAUAAAGGCAUGGGGGCGGCAACCAGGUUGUGGCAGAUUAUAGAUAGAGAACCUAAAAUACCAGUUACAGGUGGACUUCGACCAAAAAGCAGACCGAGGGGUGAAAUAGUAUUAGAGAAUAUUCACUUCACAUAUCUCGGGGCACCGUUAUUAAGUGGUCUCAAUUUGCAUUUACUGCCGGGCAAGAGUGUGGCGUUGGUUGGUCGUUCUGGAUGUGGGAAAAGUACUAUAGCCUCGCUUAUACUAAGGUUGUAUGACCCGGAGAGAGGGCGGGUCUUGUUGGAUGGUGUUGAUAUUAAGCAGUUGGAUCCUAUCUGGUUGAGGAGCCAUAUUGGUUUUGUUAGUCAGGAACCUGUGCUAUUCACGGGCUCCAUUAAGGAAAAUAUUUUAUAUGGUGCUCCUGAUGAUUACGAUCCUUCGCGUGAAGGAAAGGAUCCUUCAUGGUUGGUGGCUGCUCGGGCUGCCCAAUUGCAAGAGGUCGCUAGUGGUAGCGGAGCAGGUUGGGAGAGGGAUGUGGGCGCGAGGGGAGGACAACUCAGUGGUGGGCAGAAACAGAGGGUAGCCAUUGCUAGAGCUAUUAUAAAGAAUCCAAAAAUCUUGAUACUCGACGAAGCCACGUCAGCGUUGGACGCGUAUUCCGAACAUUUAGUCGAUAAGGCGCUAAAAGAUAUAAGCAGAGAUCGUACUGUACUCACGAUAGCCCACCGUCUCAGUACAAUACAAUCCGCGGACGAGGUCGCCGUCAUCGGUCAGGGGGCUAUUAUAGAAAAGGGCACAUACAACGAACUUAUAUCGAAACCUAGCGGUUAUUUCAGAGAGCUCAUAACACAUCAGACAUUCUCCGGCUCUAAACCAAAAAACAAUAAAGAUUUACAAAGCAAUUGAUAUGUAUAUAAUUUUUUUUCUAUUAAUACUAGUUAUUUAAAUGUUUUGUUAAAUAUCUGUUGUACGAUAUAUUGGUUAAUGGUUAGUUUUGGUUAUAAUUAAUGUGGUUGUCAUUGUAUAGAAUGUAUUUAUUAAAAAAAAAAAAGUUUUACGGCACAGACAACGAAUUAUAUGACUAUUUAUAAUAUAAAACCUUAAAGACAUUUAUUCAGAUAAUAUAUAUGUUGUAAUGCAAUUGGAUGCAUAUUAUUUUAAUUGGAAGUACACGCGCAGUGUGCGGUUUGAUUACCUAAAUGACUUGAUGGGUUCGGUUGCAGCAAACCUCUCGUGUGGACUUUGGAUUUGGACGAAAAUAUCAACAAAACAAUUUUGAUGCGAUACAUAAAAUGUGUUCUAUUGAAAUAUAUAUUUAAAUGUACGGGUUACGGAUUAUUUAAAUUGUAAUAAAGUGGUCGUUUUUUUUA
This is a messenger RNA of Danaus plexippus (monarch butterfly), 2654 nucleotides long. Its product is annotated as ATP-binding cassette sub-family B member 10, mitochondrial. Gene Ontology annotation, molecular function: ATP binding; ATP hydrolysis activity; ABC-type oligopeptide transporter activity. The transcript has 10 exons. Bases 85 to 2190 code for a protein of 701 amino acids. The record is from RefSeq and is a predicted model, not a curated record. NCBI's taxonomy places the organism in Eukaryota, Metazoa, Arthropoda, Insecta, Lepidoptera, Nymphalidae. Gene Ontology annotation, biological process: transmembrane transport. Gene Ontology annotation, cellular component: membrane.